This is a messenger RNA of Lethenteron reissneri (Far Eastern brook lamprey), 3366 nucleotides long. Its product is annotated as cell surface glycoprotein 1-like. Lineage: Eukaryota; Metazoa; Chordata; Hyperoartia; Petromyzontiformes; Petromyzontidae. The record is from RefSeq and is a predicted model, not a curated record.
GGAGGAGGUGGAGGUUGCUCUGAUUGCGAGGUGGCGCUUCCAGGGGGCGAGGCGUGCGCCGGCGAGCCGCCUGGCCCGGGGGAGAAAUACAGGCCCCACGGCUGUGGGAGCGGCUGUGGCGGUGGGCCUGGCUGGGCCUGCGUGGCCCUGCAGCUGUCGGCGGUGCUCGCCGUGGCGGCCGCCCUCGCCGCCUCGCACCUCGUGCUGCGCCACGAGAUCGAGAGACUCCACGAGGCGCAGAGCGACAGACACUACGAGCGAGUGCUGAUCAGUGACGGGGGCAUGCUGUACGGUCGAGAUGAGACGCCGCUGCCGCCGCCGCCGCCGCCACCGCCGCCACCGCCCAGCGUGCUCAGUGUCCAGCUGGCCAGGCUGAGCGAGGUGGUGGCGCGCCUGGAGGAGAACUCCCAGCAGGCCGCGCGGCUCGCAGAGCUGCCCGACAUCGUCACCGAGAUGCAGGAGGAGGUGCGAACCCUCACUCCGGGCAUGGACGAGAUCCGCGUGCACAACGAGGCUCUGCAGCAGCAGCUGGUCGACCUCCAGCAGCAGCUCAGCGACCACCUCCAGCAGGCUGCCGAGCGUGAGGAGGCCGUGGGGGAGACGUUGGAGCAACUCGGCAAGCGCAUCAACGACGCCCUCGCCGCUCCCAAGAUGCACGCGGACGUCCCCGCAGACUCCCCCGUGGACUUCUCCGUGGACUCCCCCGUGGACUCCGCCGGAGACUCCGCCGUGGACUUCCCAUCGGACUCCCCCGUGGAGUCCGCCCCGGUCGACUCCCCCGGUGACUCCGCCGGUGACUCCGCCGUGGAGUUCUCCGUGGACUCCCCCAUGGACUUCCCAUCGGACUCCCCCGUGGACUCCGCCCCCGUGGACUUCCCAUCGGACUCCCCCGUGGACUCCGCCCCCGUGGACUUCCCAUCGGACUCCCCCGUGGACUCCGCCCCCGUGGACUUCCCAUCGGACUCCCCCGUGGACUCCCCCGUGGACUCCGCCCCCGUGGACUUCCCAUCGGACUCCCCCGUGGAGUCCGCCGUGGACUCCCUCGCGGGGAACUCCGCCGAGUCUGGAACCUCGGCGAGCCCCGGAGCGGACUCGGGGUCGACCACCGCCACCGUAACCACCACCACUCCAUCCCAGGGCCUUGCAUCGUCGUCUUCGUCGUCGGCGUCGUCGUCGUCGUCGGAAGAGGAUGAAGAAGAUCGACCGGCGGGUUGGACGUCCAGGGAGUCGGAAGCGGCUCGCAACCAGGGGGUGCUCACCAAGGUGCGGCUGGGGAUGGGCUUCGGCUCCUCCUCGGAGGAAGAGGGCGGUCAGGUGGAGGAGGUGUUUGAGACUGAGCAAGAGGUGAAGGAUGCCGAGAAGGAGGUGGAGGAGGAAGAGGAGGAGGAAGAGGAGGAGGAGGAGGAGGAGGGGAGGCCGCACGAGGUUAUCGAAGUGAAACUGGGCGACGUUCCCGGGAUGAGCGAGGACGCGGCGGAAGGCGGCGACCACGACCACGGCGACGACGAGGAGGAGGACGAGGAGGACCGUGCGGGCAUUCAGGCCGUGCUGCAGAGGAUCCUGGGCAAGCAGUGGAUGGAGGCUCACCCCGCCGGGGCGCUACCACGGGGCGGGGCAGGCGGCGGCGGCGGACUCCCCGGGCCCGGCCAGGACGCGGCACCGACGACGACGACGGCGCCCGCCGCGACGACGACGACGGUCGGGACGACGCUCCGGACGACCGUGGCUGACGAGGAGGACGAUGUGGUGGCGGACGAUGAGCAGCAGGAGGAGGAGGAGCCGCCGAGCUGCGCGGAGGUCCUGCUGGGAGCCCAGCGGGCCCUGCGGCGGGGCCUGCUGGCGCCCGGCGCGUUCGUGCCGAGCUGCGACGGCUCGGGGCGCUACGGCGCGACGCAGUGCUCGCGCGGGCGCGCCGAGUGCUGGUGCACGGACGAGCGCGGACGCGAACUCUCGGAGACGCGGAGCGACGGGCCCACGAGCGGCUGUGACAAGAUGAGAGCCGACUGGGUCGACGGCGCGGCUCAAGCAGAAGAUGACGACGCUCACUUUGACCUGCCGGGGAUCGUCUCACUCAGAGACCUGCAGUGGUUCCUGUACCGCUGCGACGGGGACCGCGACGGCCUCGUGACCUACGACGACGUCCGCCGCCAGCUGGGCGACGGAGCCCCCACGCGGGAGCGCUUCCUCGGCUUCGACCUCAACCAGGAUCGCCAGCUCUCCUACACCGAGAUGCGCCUCGCCGCCGGCAUCCUGCAGUAGCCCCCACCGCCAUCCCCCACCACCAGCCCCCACCACAACCCCCCACCACCAUCCGUCACCACAACCCCCCACCACAACCUCCCACCACCGCCCCCCACCACCGCCCCCCACCACCAUCCCCCACCACCAUCCCCCACCACAACCCUCCACCACCAUUCCCCACCACAACCCCCCACCACCAUCCGCCACCACAACCCCCCACCACCAUCCGUCACCACAACCCCCCACCACCAUCCGUCACCACAACCCCCCCCCCCCACGGCUCCCCUCCGCCUACCAACGGAUGUGCUCUGAAGAAGGGCCGUUGCCCGAAACGUCGGGUGUCAAGGGGGCUCACGAAGUCCUUCUGAUUUCGCGGCAUCCCUGAUUGCUGGACGGACCACGACGCACACUACGACGUAAUACACACAUACUACGACGUACCUCACACUACGACGUAUCACGUACUACGACGUACCACGUACUACGACGUACCGCAUACGACGUACCGCGUACUACGACGUAAUAGACACGUACUACGGCGUACCACGUACUACGACGGACCGCGUACUACGACGUAUCAUGUACUACGACGUACCGCAAAAUGUAUGACGUGUCUGUGAGUGUGUGCGCGUGUGUGCGUGUGUGCGUGUGUGUGUGUGUGGGCUCAGCUUAGCGGUUGAAAGUGUCUGUGGGAGGUUUUGGUGAAUUCUUUGGACCGGCUGUUGUUGUUGUUUUAACACGUCGUCGUAGUCGUAGUAGUAGUAGGGCUUUGGCGACCAAUAUUAUCCAUAAUAGAGGUCUUUUUUUUAUUGGGUCGGAUCAAGUAAAUAUAAAUGUGUGUGUCGUUAAACCCGCCGCCACCCGACACAGCCAAUCAGUCAGGGGCUUGUCACGUCAACAGUGAACCCACCGUCGUUUCGUGUCGGCAACCUUGCCAAAGGGGGCGGCACACGUGGGCGUCGUGCGCUUGUCCACCCGCUUGCGCGGUCGAGGCGGUUGUUGUUGUUGUGGUUUUUUUGUCGUGGACGAUGUAAGACUGUUGACUUCUUGACCUGGCGGGGGCGGAAGGGAGCGGGACACCGGGUGUGCCUCUGCACUGCGCAAAAAAAUAAAAUAAAAUGCUGA